Molecule: messenger RNA, 1491 nt
Organism: Laetiporus sulphureus 93-53
Lineage: Eukaryota; Fungi; Basidiomycota; Agaricomycetes; Polyporales; Laetiporaceae
Product: EXS-domain-containing protein
Exons: 4
Coding region: 1-1491 (496 amino acids)
Cellular component (GO): membrane; cytoplasm
Source: RefSeq, a predicted model, not a curated record
AUGUCUGAUGAUACCCUAGCCGAACCUCCUUUUUCCGCUACCUUUCCGCUACCUUUCCGUGUCUUGACCCUCGCUGGACUCGGAAUACUUGGAUGGGCGGCGAAUCUGCAUGGACUGCGCUUCGCGGGACUGGAUGCUCGCUCUGUGCUUGAUCUGGAUCACUAUGAUACACAUAGGAUUCGAACUGUCUCAUCAUCACCGUUGGAUGGCCGAGUCAACUCAAGGUGGAGAUAUUCCAGGAACUCUGCAGCGCUCUACAAACCCGUCUACAAACUCUUCACUCAGUAUGCACUCUGGACUGUCGCGACCUGGUCAAUAUACAGGUACGCGACGUUUGGGGACAUCUCUCGCGUAGAUGCAUUCAAGUUUAUACCUGCGGUCGCGAUAUUGGUUGUCUUGAUGAUUCUUAUCUCUCCUUUCCACAUUAUUGCGAAAGCAGAACGUGACAAGUUUCUCUACUCGAUAUGUCGAUGCUUAUUUCCUUCUCGUCGGAUCCACUUCGCCGAUGUGGUUUUUGCAGAUGUCUGUACGUCAUUUGCGAAGGUACUAGGAGACGUCUGGCUGUCAUUUUGCAUGCUCAUGCCUGGUGGGAGCCUCAUUGUAACACCGCCGCAGGAUGGAUGGACGCGUUGGAUCCUACCAACAUUGAUGAGCUUGCCAUAUGCAGUGCGGUUCAGGCAAUGCCUUGUUGAGUACAGAUCACCCACCAACGAGAGUCAGCGACCUCUUUUCAACGCAAUGAAAUACGCGACGUCAUUCCCUGUCAUAUACUUAUCAGCAGCGCAACGCAUCGUCGUAUCGGAACUGGUUGCCAUAAAGGGCGAAGCGGCAAGCCAUGAAGUUUGGCACGGCGAGCAUGCGUUAUUUCGACUAUGGCUAUUUGCUGCAGUAGUAAACUCACUGUACUCGUUCUGGUGGGACGUAACCAAUGACUGGGGCUUUGAUCUCCUCGUCCCGCGUUCAUCCGAUCCUGAACUUGUGCAUCGCCAAUCACGACUCGCAUCGUCCCUUCCGCGUCCCUUGCUACUAUUCCCCAUGCAGUUUCGAACCGCCUCAUCGGGCAAACAGCCGCCCUCUCCUCCUGCCGAUGUCGACGGGUCGAAAGAGUCGUUCGCAGGUGGCGAUGUGCACACUACGCCCAAUCCGAGACGACUAUGGCAUCCGUACGGGCUUCGUCAUACGUUGCUCUUCCCGUUGCCAGUCUAUCCGUUCGCAAUUAUUGUGGACUUGGUACUCCGCCUUACGUGGAGCGCGAAGCUGUCCAGCCAUCUACACGCUUAUGCGGAAGGCGAUGUGGUGAUGUUCUGUUUCGAGUUUGCCGAAGUUGUACGACGGUGGAUGUGGGUUUUCAUCCGAGUGGAGUGGGAAGUGGUAAAUCAAGAUGUGCGCCCGCGCAGCCCUCCUCCCACGAACCGAUUGGAGAGCAUCGGCGAGGAUGAGUAUGAAAUGGUUUCUCCGAAGGAUGCUGCAUUCGCUUCUUCGGGAGGAUAA